GGUGACCGGUGACGUCACGGACACGUGUCGGUCACGUGAUCGCCGGAGACGCUGCCGCCGUUGCUGCUGCUGCUGAAGUUUCUAUGAUGGCGGCCAGUAAUUAUUAUGGGUUCACGCAUGCAGCCGCCGCCGCCGCCGCCGCCGCCGGUCCGCAGUACAGCGCCCAGCCGCCUCCUGCGUAUUCCCACCCGACCACGGGCAGCUAUAGCGUCCAGGCCGCCCCCGGAGUGGCCCACGCGGUGACGGCCUCGUACCCCGCCGCCGCCCAGCCGGCGAGCCCUGCGGUGACCGCCCCUUACCCCGCCUACCAGCCCCACCCCGGCCCCAACUACGGCUACCGGCAGCCCGAAACGUCCCCCCAACUCACCACCACCCCUCAAACCUACCAGGUGUUGGCCGAACCGGAGAAUUACAACUACGGCCGCCCGCCGCCGGUCAGCAGCUACGAGAACAAGCAGUACUUUCAAACGAGCAUCGCACCUGCGCAGAGAACCGCCACCGAGGCCUACUUCCAGACAGGGCUGAAGAGUGGCUACAGCCCCACGAGCACGGCCUACAGUCAGCCGCCUGUUCAAAGACAGGUCGCCGCUCUGAAGCCCCCUCCCGCUGUGAGCUCGGUGUCCUCCAGCUACACCAUCUACCCGACAUCAACCAGCGUGCAGCAGACUCCGGCCCCCAUAUCCACUUACACCCCCAGCUCUUCCUUCAACUCCACAGCUGCUACGUCCUACUCCGCCGGUCUCAGCUAUUCCAGCUAUGAGUCUAGCGGCUACACGUCCGCGCCGUAGUACUUUCAGCCGGCUCAGCUGGCGCCCCCUCAGCCUCAGGCCCUCCAGCAGCCUCAACAACAGCCUCCGCCGCCGCAGCAGACGCAGCAACCUCCCAAACAGAUCGCCAACUCCUCCUGGAGCAGCGCGGCCAGCCCCGCCGUCGCCAGCCCCGCCCUCAACACGUACAAGAAACCCGUUUUCCAUCAGAACAAGAUCCAGAAGCCCAAAGGCCCGCCGAAACAGCCUCAGCUGCACUAUUGCGAUAUCUGCAAGAUAAGCUGUGCUGGUCCGCAGACGUAUCGAGAACAUCUGGAAGGACAGAAGCACAAGAAGAAAGAGGCGGCUCAGAAGAGCGGCAGUCAGGUGACGAACGGACCUCGCGGCGUCCAGACGCAGCUGCGCUGUGAACUGUGCGAUGUCUCGUGCACCGGCGCAGAUGCGUACGCCGCGCACAUCCGAGGAUCCAAGCACCAGAAGGUGGUGAAGUUGCACACCAAACUUGGCAAACCCAUCCCUUCCACGGAGCCCGUUUUCGUGAGCUCUGCCCCUGCUGCCGUGACGAUGACUGCUAGCAAGACGGCGGCGGCGGCGACAACCACUCCCACCCCUACAUCACUUGCGCAGAAGACGCCGGCGGCGGCUCUUUCCAAACCCGUGGUGUCUCCUGCGAAGAAACCUGCCACUACUAAAGCUGCCAUUAUCGGCAGCAGAACGAUUACACCGGCUCAGGUGAAGCUGGAGGAGACGAAGCCGCCCGUGGCGAAGACGGACACUUUGAGCGACGAUGACGACGGUGAUGGCGCUGGAGCUCAAGGAGACAUUCAGCCCGUGGGACAUGAUUACGUCGAAGAGGUUCGAAAUGACGACGGAAAGGUGAUUCGUUUUCACUGUAAACUGUGUGAAUGCAGUUUCAAUGAUCCCAACGCUAAAGACAUGCACCUGAAGGGACGGAGACACCGGCUGCAGUACAAGAAAAAAGUGAACCCGGAUCUGCCGGUGGAGAUCAAGCCCAGUAAUCGAGCUCGGAAACUUCUGGAAGUCAAACUGCGAAAGCAGAAGCAGAAAUCUGUGCUGAAGAGACAACAGGAGGACGAACAGCGCUGGCACAUAGAAAUGAGCAGGAGGUACGAGGAGGACAUGUACUGGAGGAGAAUGGAGGAGGAGCAGCUGUACUGGGUGGAGAUGAGGCACAGAAUGGCCCCGCCCCCUUUAAUGGGCCGGCCCAGCAUUCCAGUGCCACCUCUGUUGCCAGUGCGCCGGCCCGAUUCGCCCGACGAUCGCCACAUCAUGGCUAAACACUCGGCCAUCUACCCCGUGGAGGAGGAGCUUCAGGCCGUCCAGCGAAUCGUCUCGCAUUCUGAGCGUGCGCUCAAACUGGUGUCCGAUUCGCUGCUGGAGAAAGAGGCGUGUCCCGCGGAUGACGACGACGACAACGACUCGACGGACAAACAGUCCCAGGAGUCCCAGGCCCGUAUUCUCAAAGGAGUCAUGCGUGUGGGAAUCCUGGCUAAAGGUCUCCUCCUGCGCGGCGACCGCAAUGUCCAGCUCAUCCUGUUGGCGGCCAAGAAGCCGACCGCCUCUCUGUUGAGAACCGUUGCAGAGCAACUGCCCAAACAGCUAGCGACCUUUUCUGAAGAUCAGUAUGAGGUGCAGGUACACCCUGAGGAAGCCAACAUCGUCAUUUUUUCAAGCAAGGAACCAAAAAUGCAGGUCACCAUCUCUCUUACCUCGCCAGUGAUGCGCGAAGACCCCGUCCCCAACAUGGAGAAAGCGUCAGAGAAAGAACCUCCGGAUGUUCUUAACAGGACCAAGUGCCUUGAGUAUUUAGCAUCUCUGCGACAUGCUAAAUGGUUUCAGGCUCGGGCGAACGGUCUUCAGUCUUGCGUCAUCAUCAUUCGGGUUCUGCGGGAUCUGUGUCAGCGCGUACCUACCUGGGGCAAGAUGCCUGACUGGGCCAUGGAGCUGCUUGUGGAAAAGGCUAUAAGCAGUGCAUCAGGUCCACUCAGCCCCGGAGAAGCUCUGCGGAGGGUCCUCGAAUGCAUCGCUAGCGGGAUUCUCCUGCCCGACGGUCCAGGUCUGCUCGACCCCUGUGAGAAAGGUCAAACGGAUGCUCUGGGGAACAUGUCCAAACAAGCCCGGGAGGACGUGACCGCUAGUGCCCAGCACGCCCUGCGACUCCUGGCUUUCCGUCAGAUCCACAAGGUCCUCGGCAUGGGCUCUCUGCCGGUCUCCAAGGCCGGCGCUCGAAACCGCAAGAGGCGGCGCGACGGCAGCGACCCCGGCGAGGGAGAGGCCGACGGAAAGAAGGACAAAAAAGACGAUUCUCACGACUCCUGAGACGUCUGCGCGGUCGCGGCAAGCCGUUGCGUCUUUAGAAAUGUAUAAAUAUCGCUCGAGGAGGAAAAAAACACAACAGCCGAUGGUUCCGCUUUUCGAGAGGACAAGACAUGGAAAAAAACGUAGUCGUUCCCCUUUUAUGAUGCAAUACGUCUUUCUAUUACAUCUGAGCUGAAAAUAGGCCCGAAAUGCAGCAGCUGCACCCCUUUUUCAGAGCAUCAGAUGAUGAGUAAACGGCGCUAGCGAUUAGCGACCGAAAUAAUAUAUAAAGUCACUGAACGUCACGUUAGCUCUAUUAGGCACUUUGACAUAUUAAUGGCACUUAAUUAAAAGCUUUAAUUCUACAGACACAGGCCAGUCUUUUUUUGUUUACAUAAUACGUAUAAUUUCCUUUACAGUGGGGACCAGAGUUUAGACGUUUUAACGCGGAAAUAAAUGUUUUAUUAUUUAGAAAAAUGUUAAACGAGGAUCACAACUUCAUUACGGUAAAAUUACGGUAAUUUACGGCGACGCGAUAUGUUAACCGCUUAAAAUUUUUAUUAUUAUUUAUUCAUUUUAAUUUUUUUUUCCGCUAAAAUUUAAAGUCCAUGCUUUUGGUUCCCACUGUAUAAACACAAAAUAUUUCGAUAUAUUUAUAAACAUAAAUCGUACGUAAAUAUUACAUAAAUUCUAUGUAAUAUUAUUAUAAUGUAUCAUAUAAUAAUAUUAUUACGAAGUAAUUACUGUGUAUCUUUAAAGAAAAAAAAGGUUUUUAAAACGAGUAGAUAUUAGUAUUCACUAAUAAGCUGUUAAAAGCGACACGAUUCAGCUUUGUGUGGUUGUUUAUUAACCCGACACUGGAUUUCUACACGUUUAGGCGUCAGACCUGUAACCGACGGACGAAAAAAAACGACUAAAUAGACGCAGUACUUCUCGGCUUAUCAUUAUUUUUAUUUGCAUACUGAAUAAUCGCUCAUUUCACGGUGAGAAGCUGGCGUUUCGAACAGGGUAUCGAGUCGUUGUUCUCCGGCGGACGACGCGAAAAACGCAACGUAAAGUCUGUGGUUCUUCACACGUGCCUGCGGUAAAGACUUAAAAGUACUUGAAAUGUGAACGAGGAGGUGAAUUUCCGGUUCUUCAUAUUGCAAUAUAAUAUAAUGUAAUACCUCUCUAUUCUUACAUUUUUAUAUAAAAGAGUUCAAUCUAACGAGAGUCGCGCAGUUUGCUAGAAAGAUUGCCGUUCGUAGUGUAUCGAAUUGAUUAUUCGUAUCGCCCGAAUUUGCGUUCCGCCACUCGUUUUUACGUAUAAUGCAAUCGUAUCCCGGCGUUUUUAAAUGUUCCUGCUGAGUGUUCGUUCUCGUUUUGUAGGACUGUGAAUAAUUAUAGUGUGAUCUUUCUUUCGGUUGGAAUAUCUGUGUAGUGCUGCUUCACUAAAUAAACUGAGAAAACCAUC
Puntigrus tetrazona (Sumatra barb) is the source of this 4539-nucleotide messenger RNA. It is a transcript of the gene zfr2, whose product is annotated as zinc finger RNA binding protein 2. NCBI's taxonomy places the organism in Eukaryota, Metazoa, Chordata, Actinopteri, Cypriniformes, Cyprinidae. The transcript has 19 exons. Gene Ontology annotation, cellular component: precatalytic spliceosome. Gene Ontology annotation, molecular function: zinc ion binding; double-stranded RNA binding; single-stranded RNA binding. The record is from RefSeq and is a predicted model, not a curated record.